AUGGCAUCAGAAAACAGACCAUUCAAUUUUUCUAACGGUGCUAGCAAAACCUCACAGGCUCAGACAACCAGCCUUGUUAACAGCUUCAGGUUUAGCAUCGAGACACCAAAAUCUGACAUAAAUCCAUCUAGUCAGAGCAGCAAUUCCUUGAAAACCGACUGCAACGGCUUCAAGUUUUGCGGUAACAUGAAAGGCUCAAACUCUGAUGAAAACCAGAAGAGUUAUACCACCAAGAGCCAAAACAAUGAAGAAGAUUUGCAGAAGUCAGAGGAGAACAACCUCUGUGAACUGACAGAUAAGAAACCAUCAAGAAGUCAGAAAUUAGCCGAAGAGAUAGCUUUCCAGAAAGAACAUAAACGGAAACUGUGGGAGGAAAAAGCCAAAUCUCCGACAUGGAAAUACCUCAGUCAAAUUGUGAAGGUAUCUUCACCAGAAACAGAAUCGGCUCUGAAAGAGGGGAAACAAGUGGAGGGUGAAAACUCACAAAUCCGGAGAGAAGUAAAAGAUUUGGAACAGACAAACACUAAGGCUUUUCGUCCGAAAGAGAGAAGCAAAACUGAAAAACAGAAGAUGUUUGAACGAGAAAGGAAGGAAAUGGAGGAAGCAUUUGGAGCCACUGAUCAGGAAAAAAUCACACAGGUAGAAAUUUGGCUAACGAUGAAAAAUCUGAUCAAAGAAAUGUCACAAGAGAAUAAAGCUCUGACGAACAAGAUGAAAAUUUUUGAUGAUGAAAGGAGAGAAAUUCAGGCAAUGAAGGCUGAUUUAGAAAAAGAGAGGAAACACCUAGAGGAUCAAAUUAGCAAAGUGGAGGAGAGAGGAAGAGAGAUUGACCAACAGAAAAUUAAACUCAACAAGAGAAAAUCUCUCUGGAGCAGGAAAGAAAAAGAACAGAGCAUGGAGGCAAAAAAACUGGGAAAGGAGAGAGAGGAAUUGGAGCUGCUGAGAGAUCAGUUGAGGCAAGAGAAAACAUCUAUUCUGCAGAAAAGUAAACAGCUGGAAAAGCAAGUCCAGGAGCAGCAAGGUGGGAAAAUACACCCUGAAGUGGAAAUGAAUGAAGAGGGAAAGAGUAACGGAAAACUUGAGCUUGAGAAAAGAAAAUAUAGGGAGAGACAACAAAUUUGGAGCAGGAGAUUUAAAAUGAUGGAAGGUGAGCUGAAUAAAGCAGAAAAGAAGAAUAAUCAGCUGUUAAAGGAAAACAAUAAACUCUCCGAAGAGAAGAAACAGCUGGAAAAGGAGAGAAAAGACUUGGUGGAGGAAAAGACUGCAGAAACUCAUCUGGAGCAGGAGAAGAAACAGCUUGAAAAGGAGAGAAAAGACUUGGUGAAGUAG
Molecule: messenger RNA, 1329 nt
Organism: Melanotaenia boesemani (Boeseman's rainbowfish)
Lineage: Eukaryota; Metazoa; Chordata; Actinopteri; Atheriniformes; Melanotaeniidae
Product: trichohyalin-like
Exons: 2
Coding region: 1-1329 (442 amino acids)
Source: RefSeq, a predicted model, not a curated record